CCUAAUAAAGAGUAAACAAGAAAACAAUAAUUGCUGUAGUAUAUUUGGUAUAUUGUGCAAGUUAAAAAAAGUUUAUUUUGAAAUGGCAGUUGCGGUCACCCUUCUUAAGCUCACCAUUUGUUUGUUGUUGCGCCUCGUAAUCGCGGUGUCGUCGUUUUGCGUUGUCUCUCUGGCUGUUUCUAAAUUCUUUGAAAUUCCAUCAACUUGCUAAACAAAAAUAUUUAAACAAACUGAUCGCAAUUACGGCGCUCAUCGCCAAUGUGUUUUCAUGAAAGUGAUCAAAAUUUGACAAGUUUGGCCAAUAUUUGUAACAGAAACGUGCGCUUACGUCGGAAUUGCGUGUGUUCAACGAAUUCCAGUGUGAUUGUGUGAGUGGUGAAUUCAGCGCCUUCCGCCUCGUGCCGCCCCCCAAAACCCCCCCGCUACUCUAGGGGCGUGCAAAAAGUAAAUUUUAGUGCAAAUAAAUUGCUUUGCUUAUCUCGGAGCGCGCGCGUUCGCUUGAUAUGGCUACGAGUGUGUGUAUGCGAGCGUGUGUGUGUGUAUUGGUUUGAGUGUUGUUAAUUAAUUUACAAAGCUGCUCCCCCCAAACAACCCCGCACAGCUUCAGCAGGCUCUUCUUGCAAAUAACAUAUACAAAUUUGUGAAUUUUUGUUGGCGCAGCGCGUGUCAUAAACAAGUGCGAGUUCGUUUUUGUUCACCACGCGCGACCCACUAACAAAAAAAAACAUACAAAACAAAACAACCAAUAAGAACAACAGCCACAACAAGAACAAAACUGCAAGCUUCCCCCUCCCGGAGAAACCUAGGAAGGCAAAGGAGGUGCUGGCGCUUCAUGUACUUGAAAACGAAAGUUCUUUUGCUUUUGCAUGCAAACGGUUGCGCAUAAAAAAGCAUUCCCACACACAGACAUACACACACGCUGAAAAGAGAGUCACAUACAAUUACAAACAUAGAGAGAGUAAACGCUGCGAGAGCGGAGAACGUUAAGAGAGGAGGCGCCGUGGCCACUUGGCCUUGAACUUGUGCGGCGCGGGAGCGCAGCGAUUGACAACUUUCUGUGGAGACGCAACCCAUUGACGGCGGCGACUUUAAACCCGAAAGUUGCACAAUUCGACUGCAGCAUAGGAGAAAAAUUAGAUGGAAAUCGCAACAACAGCAACAAAGUCAGAGUCAAUUGAAAGACGCCACAAUAACAAUAAUUAAGUAAACUAUAUUCAGGAAUCAGGAAAUAAUACACCUAAAAAAAAGUACACACAGUUCAAAGUGGCUUUCAAAUUUUGCCAUAUUUACACAACAGACAAAUAAAUAUAUAUACGUAGAUAUAUUUAUUACAAUUAUAAUAUGAUGUUAACUAGUUGUCACUAGAAACACGUUGGACUUUUUCAUGUUGCUCAACAGCGGCAUUUGGCAGUGGAACUUUUUGUACCUGUUGUUUGCGCACGCAAAAGGAAACUUUAACAAGAUACCUGAGAACACUUUAUACAGCAACAUAUUUAUUUAACAUAAAGGAACAACAACAAUCACUAACUGCAAACAACAAUAAUAAUAAUUCAAACAAAAACAAACAAACAUUUGCCGUUUUCGAGAAGCCGUCCAGCAAAUUUAUAUAUAUACAGAGCCAUUAUAUACAAAGAUAGAAAGAGAGAGAGAAGGUACAUUAUAUGUGUAUUAAAUAUGCCCAACAUCUGCCAGAACAACAACAACAACACCUGAAAUAAGCAGGACUAAGGCAUCUUCCUACCAACAACAACAACAGCAACAACAACGGUUGCAGCCGCAACAGCCUGAAUAACAAGAAGAAGAAGAAGAAGAACAGCAACUACACCCCGAAGACGUGCUAAGGGUAUAGCUAUCAUCAUUAUUAUUAUAUUCGAGCAUCAAAUCUGAUUUGGAAUCUGUUGCCAUGGGUCGCAAAAAAAUUCAAAUUUCACGCAUCACCGACGAGCGCAAUCGACAGGUGACCUUCAACAAACGCAAGUUCGGCGUUAUGAAAAAAGCCUACGAGCUGUCAGUGCUCUGUGACUGCGAGAUCGCGCUGAUCAUCUUCUCGUCGAGCAACAAGCUGUAUCAGUAUGCCAGCACCGAUAUGGAUCGGGUGCUGCUCAAGUACACCGAAUACAAUGAGCCACACGAAUCGCUCACCAACAAGAACAUAAUUGAGAAGGAGAACAAAAACGGCGUCAUGUCACCGGAUUCACCCGAAGCGGAGGCCGAUUACACGCUCACCCCGCGCACCGAAGCCAAAUACAAUAAGAUCGACGAGGAAUUUCAAAAUAUGAUGCAGCGCAACCAAAUCGCCAUUGGCGGUGUUACGGGCGGUGGUGGCGGCGGAGGCGGCGGUGGCGGUGGCGGAGGUGCACCGAAUAGACCAAUGCCCAACACGAGUUACACGCUGCCAGUUUCGGUGCCAGUGCCCGGCUCCUACGGUGAGAAUCUGCUGCAGGCCAGCCCACAAAUGUCCCACACAAACAUCAGCCCACGUCCAUCGAGUUCGGAGACGGAUUCAGGUGGGAUGUCCUUAAUAAUCUAUCCAUCGGGUACCAUGUUGGAGAUGUCAAACGGUUAUCCACAUUCACAUUCGCCGCUUGUGGGAUCACCCAGUCCAGGUCCCAGUCCUGGCAUAGCACAUCAUUUGCCCAUUAAACAGCAAUCGCCGGGCAGCCAGAAUGGACGAGCUUCCAAUUUGCGUGUCGUUAUACCGCCCACCAUAGCGCCAAACAUGUCGGCGACAGCGGAGGAUGUUGCCUAUGCAGAUCAGCGUCAGAGCCAGACGUCGCUGAACACGCCAGUGGUGACGCUGCAGACACCGAUGCCCGCGCUGACCAGCUACUCGUUUGGGGCGCAGGACUUCUCGUCGUCGGGGGCGAUGAGCGCGGACAUUAUGAGCCUGCCGCAGUGGCAUCAGGGUCUCGUCCAGCAGCACACUAGGUGGGUAGUCCAGGCCCCGAGCCCGGCGAAUAGCAGCAGCAGCAGUCCCAGCAGGCAAACACUUAACGGCGACCAACAUCAUAAUCUGCCUUGCAGUCUAUCGCACUUGGCUGUCUCGAAUAGCACACCGCCGCCCGCCAGCUCACCCGUCUCCAUCAAGGUCAAGGCGGAGCCACAGUCGCCGCCACGCGAUCUCUCCGCCAGCGGCGGACACAAUCAGCAUAACAGCAACGGCUCAACGGGCAGCGGUUCCAGCAGCAGCAGCACCAGCAGCAAUGCCUCAGCCAACGGAGGUGCCGCAGGUGGUGCAGCUGGCUCACUUAGUGCAGCGAAUGUCAUCACACACUUGAACAACGCCAGCAUAUUAACUGGAGCGCCUGGCGGCGGCGGAGGCGGAGGUGGAACGAACGGCAGCGCAGAGCAGGCCACCAAUUUGAGCGUCCUAAGUCAUUCGCAACAGCAUCUGGUCAUGCCGAAUUCACGGCCCUCAUCAACCGGCCACAUAACACCGACUCCAGGGCAUGAUAAGUAUGAUGGAUAUCCGUACCGCGCGCUUAUGGGACAUAAUGCUAGAUGGAAUUUUGCCGACUUUAUUAUCUUAAACGCAGGUGCGCCCAGCAGCGAACAGGACGUGCGUCUCGCUGCCGUUGCAGUGCAGCAGCAGCAACAGCAGCAACAACAACAGCAGCAGCAGCAGCAACAACAGCAGCAGCAACAACAUCAGCAACAGCAACAGUUGAGCGAUUAUGAUGCGCCCAAUCACAAAAGGCCAAGAAUAUCUGGUGGCUGGGGCACAUAGCCGGCACGUGGAGUCGCCUUAAGCGAUUAUAAGCUACUACAACAACAGCAGCAGCAGCAACAACAACCACAACCACAACAGCAACAUCACAACAGCAACAAGAAGCCAGUCAACAACAGCAGUAGCAACAACAACAACAGCAGCAGCGACAACGAUCUGGUGAUGAUGCCACCGCCACCGCGUAAAGAGACUCGAACGUUUCUGAGUGCGGCUGGCUAUGGGCGUGGCGGCUACGAUUGCUAUGGCCAACACUUGGCUGUUGGCUAUGCACCCGAGCAGCAGUAGCAACAACAACUACAACAACAACAACAAGAUCGAGUUGAACAACAACAAAAACAGUUUCCAGACCAGUGCAAUAGUUAUGGGGAAGUCGAGCUGGAAGCGAAAGGUUUUGUUAUUGAUUUAAGUUUAAGCAACAACAAGUGACAGUGUCAUAUCUACAAUUAUUGUCUAAUGUGUAACUUAUGCUUAUAAGUAUAUCUAAUAUAUUAAUGUAUAUCUACAUUGUAUGGUUAAUAGUUAUAAUUUUAAAUUAUACAAACAAACAAACACACACACACACAGAUCACACACACAUAAGUCUAUAAGUGUGUCAUAUUUGUCCCCUGUCACUACCCCAAAACACCCCCCUAAACAAAAAAAGAGCCGUUGAAAGCCGUAGCUAGUUAAUUACAUAUGAUACUAUGAUAAAUUGAAAUUAAUAUUUAAGCGCAAGCGCAAGAGAGUUGUUAAAGCGACUCUACUCGAUGCGACUCGAAAGGAGCAUUAUAGCUAGUUGUUAGUGUGUUGAGCUGAUUUAGUUUAAUUCAAUUUAAUGUUAACUUUAAGUCAACAAAACACACACCCCCGAAACACACACACAUACAAGUAUGAUGUACAUAUUUUAUUUGGUUUUUAGGCUAAAUUGAUCACUGCAAAAAAGUAAAGAAAGAAAUACAAUUACAACAUACGUAAAGCAUGCAAGUCAGACUAUAUGAUAUGAUAAAUAUAUGUUAUUGUGAGCACACACACACACUUACACACAUGGGCAGACACACCCCCUUACGAAAAUGUACUCAGAAACAUUUCUCGCAAUGUUUUAAUUUUUAUCUUAUUUUUUUGUUUCUUUCAUUAUUCAAUUAUUGUGCAAUUUAUCAAUACGGUUUAUCAGCUUGAAAAAUACAAAUUAUUAAUUAUAUAUAAAUAUCUUAUUCAACGACUCAGUUUAUUUUAAUUUGUAAUCUUAAUUUAAUGCCUUAAGUUGUAAGUUUCAGUUUCGAGUUUGAAGAAAAACAAAAUCAACAAAAAAAAUACAAGAAAAUAAAUGAAAUGAUGAUUUAAUUAUAAUUGUAAUUUGUAACUUGUAACUUGUGUUUAAGUCCUUAUUUGAUAGACUUUAUUCUCUUCUUCUCUAAGCAAAACGAAGUCAUAAUUUGUAAUUAAACUUAAAGUGAAUUUCUGAGUUCUGAUUUGAAGCGUUUCUAAUAAUUGCGCCUUAAGUUUUUGUAUUUUUACAUUUUACCAUUUACAAUUUACAAUUUAUUGAAAUGCAGUUUGUAAAACAAAAACAAAACUCAAACACAAAAUAUAAUUUAAAUAAAAUUAUUAAAAACAAUUACAUUAUUAGUUUAUUUUAUUUUUUUGAUUUGCACUCUACACACACACACACGCAUACAUGGAAGUGGGCGUGGCUGUCUACUUGUCAAUUUGCCCAAUUUAUUUAAGUAUUUCGCACUUAAGAGGUAAACGCGCUCUGUAAAUAUUUGCGCUACCAAAACAUGACCUGUUGCACUUUCUACAGCAAAUUGUAAAAGUAAAAAAAAGAAGAUAUUGCAAAAAAAAAGAAACAAACAAAAUUGAAGAACAUAUGCAAAGAAUUUAACAGUAUUUACAUAUGUACAUUUCGCAUUUUACCUAACAGCUGUGCAUAUAUAUAUAUAGCACCGAAUUGUACGAUCCGAAAUGCACAACAAAUGAACACAAACAAUAAACAUUUACACUUUACAGGUUUCCCAAAAGAAGAACAAAUAAGCUUUAGAACAAGAAUAUAUACUGUAUAUACAUAUAUAUGUUAUAUAUAUAUCUAUACUAUAAAGUGGCAAAAGUCACAUAUUUUCUAGCAAUAUAUACUGAUUGUAGAGUUGAUAUUAAGACACAGAUUGAGAUCUGCGGGCAAGCAUUAAACAUUUGCAGAAAUCCCGAAUGGAUUAUUUCAAUUAUUUGGAAACCCUUUUGUCAGACAUGUCGGAAAUGAUUUCUCGGCUUUGGAAAAUUUAUCACAAAUAAUUUCAUCCAAAUUGCUCCCCCAUGAACGGAUAAAGAAUGAACAAGAAAAUAUAUAUAUACAUAUACUUAUACAAUAUUACAGUGAAUGUUGAAUGUAGUGUUACAAUUGUUAUGUGUAUAAAAAUGUUUUGUUUACCCUUUACUGAGUUUUCAUAUAAUUUGCAAAUGACUUUUCCAUAUUUCCAAUUCCCCUAUAUAUUUGGUUGUAUUAUGAUCCUUGGUUUUGUGUACAUAAAUCCUGGUAAAUGAAACUUCACUCUGUAGUGUUGCCUUAAAAACAGUGCCUCUUAAAUAAACAUAACAUAAACAUAUAAAUAAAUGUUAAACAGCGAUCACUUGCUGAAAAUGAUAAACAAAAUGGAAAAAACUUGAUGGUGAAACAUUUCAAUACAGGUGUUAUUUGUGCUAUUUAAAGAACGUAGUUAAUGCAACCGAAAACAAAAAUACAAAAAUACAAGAAAAAACACAAAUUUAUUUUAAACUAAGCUUUAAAAAUUAAAUGAAAUUAUGAAACUUGGAUAAAGUGAAUGGAAACUCAAGUAGAAGAGCAGCACAUAAUGUACAAAAUCAUUGAUACAGGCUAAAUUACAAUUGGCAUUAAAGGGUUUGAAUAGAAUAGAGUAAGAGAUCGUGAAGAGAUCGCACACAUAUAGUAUAUAGAUAUACGAUUUAGAUUGGAUCAGUGCACUGUACAGCUGGCCGUCUACAAGGCGUUUAAUGGUCACAUGGGACCACAAUAAUUGAUAAUUGAUAAAUGAUGAUUGGAUAUGGUAAUCAAUGUCUAUUGGUAAUCAACUGUUUCUAGCCGGUUCGAAUAUGUUUGUAUUAUUACUACUAUAUAGUAUAAAUGUUAAAACAAUGCACUGUUUGUAUGGAGUUAGAUAUAUGUGACACCCUUAAAACUAAUGAGAAAUCCAGUUUGAAAAAAAGGCAAAAAGACUUUAUGCAUUAAAUAGAUGUACUUCUAUAUAUAUACAUAUUGAUAUACACUAUGUAUCACAUGCUCGUAUAGUCCAAAUCUUGUUUCAUACUUUUAGUUAUUUUAUUAUUCUGUUAUUGUGGUUCUAUCGCGCAAUCAUCAUUAGAUCCACAUAAGGCACAAUUAUCUAGAAAAAAAUACGUACGGAAUAUGUCGACAAAGUUAUGUUAUGUGAAAUGGCGUUUAAAUGUUUAUAAAACCUGAUGAACGCUUUCCAAAGAGAAAGAACAUAAUUAUAUACAACUUAAGUGAUAUGCAUAUAAUUAAGUUAUCUAUUAUAUAUAGUAUAAAAAACGGCGCUCCAAAUUGAUAUUACUUACGAGUACAGAUAUUAUUAUAUAUACAUACAUAUAUUGUAAUAACCAUCGAUGUAUCUCUGUUCAAAUAAACUUACAACUAAACUGUAAGCAUUAUGUUUAGGAAAAUUAGUUACCAUUUUGGUGAAAAACAUCAAAACGAAAUAAAAAGAUAAUGAUAAAUUAUGAAUAUAUGUAAAAUUAUGAAUAUAUAAUUGUAAACAAGUUUUAUCCGUGCACUGAAUAUGAAAGGUUUUGAAAAUUGAUUGUGGAAUAAACAUUUACCUAUUAAGUUGAUGUUUUAAACAAAGAAAAACCAAACAAAAAAAAAUGCAAAACAAAAAAAGUAGCAAACUUUUAAAUAAAAACCUUUUUGGCAACUGAAUUUCACAAACUCUAGUUUACGUUUUAUUGCAACUUCAAAUUCUCGACUUUUGAACUUAAACAUUUAAAAUAAUUUCGUAGCAAAUUUUGAUUUUCUCAUUUGUUGUUGUUUUACAGUCUAAAUGCAAUCGUGGUACAAUUAAGAAUCCUCUCUAGCUCUUUAAAGGAUUGCAGCUUACAUGCCAUUGUAGGCGGGGCCGCCACCGCCCUCAGGCACCACCCAGUUGAUAUUCUGCUUGGGAUCCUUGAUAUCACAGGUUUUGCAGUGGAUGCAGUUUUGUGCAUUGAUUUGCAGCUUCAUGUUGCCGCCCUCCUCGUUGGGCACAUACUCAUAGACGCCAGCGGGGCAGAAACGCUGCUCGGGUCCCUCGUAGAUCGCCAGAUUGUGAUCCACGGGUAUGCGAUCAUCCUUGAGUGUCAAGUGAGCGGGCUGAUCGCCUUCGUGAUUGGUGCCCGUCAGUGCCACUGAAGACAGCAAGUCAAAGGAGAUUUUGCCAUCUGGCUUGGGGUACACGAUGCGCUCGCUAACAUUGGCAGGCUUCAGCGAUUCGUGAUCCUGGGGACCAUGCGUCAGUGUCCAGGGUUCGCGACCACCCAUGAAAAUGGAGAAACCGCUGAGCACAAGACCGCCAUAGAGACCCAAGGGAUUGUGGAAAGAUGGGUGCACAUUGCGCACCUUGUACAAAUCUUUCCAUACAAACGAAUCUUUGAUUCUGUAAAUUCGAAAUGGAUUAAAAAUCAGUU
Molecule: messenger RNA, 8395 nt
Organism: Drosophila albomicans
Lineage: Eukaryota; Metazoa; Arthropoda; Insecta; Diptera; Drosophilidae
Gene: Mef2
Product: myocyte-specific enhancer factor 2
Exons: 12
Coding region: 1904-3727 (607 amino acids)
Biological process (GO): positive regulation of transcription by RNA polymerase II
Molecular function (GO): DNA-binding transcription factor activity, RNA polymerase II-specific; RNA polymerase II cis-regulatory region sequence-specific DNA binding; protein dimerization activity
Source: RefSeq, a predicted model, not a curated record